Momordica charantia (bitter melon) is the source of this 3381-nucleotide messenger RNA. RefSeq names its product lysine-specific demethylase JMJ13. The record is from RefSeq and is a predicted model, not a curated record. Gene Ontology annotation, cellular component: chromatin; nucleus. Lineage: Eukaryota; Viridiplantae; Streptophyta; Magnoliopsida; Cucurbitales; Cucurbitaceae. Gene Ontology annotation, molecular function: histone demethylase activity. Gene Ontology annotation, biological process: regulation of gene expression; chromatin remodeling.
UCCAGUUUUGUCAGCUUCCUUUCUUUACUUCUGAUCCUUCCCGCCGGAAACUCGCUUUCAUCGCCGGAAAACCGCUUCAACCUUCGGAGGAACUCUUGUUUCUGCCCGAUACCGCUCACAUUGCUCAUUUUCCUUAUUAUCUUUCCUCGGAUUGAUAGUUAAAAGGCUUUCAAUCUCCAAGUAUUGGCUCGGUUUUGCGUCUGUUUGGUGUGUUCCGUGAGAAUGUGGUCGGCCGGCAGCUCGUCGAAGGCUUGCUCCUGGCUAUUCGUGACCAUAACUAUGAUCUGAGUGCAAUUUUCUGGAUUUUGGAUUCCGUUGGUGGUUCUGUUCUUCCUUUUCGUCUCCGGUUGUUUGUUCUUCGGCGAACUGAUCACAGACAGAGGCGUGUAGGGAGUGAUUCCGGCAUGAGAUGGUUGAAGGACGAAUCCACUUGACCAAUGAGUCUAAAAGUGGCGUGGAGUGUCUUAAACGGAAGAGGCUUCAGCGAAUGAAAUCCGAAACUGUUCCUGUAACAAAUAUGUUGACCAGAAGUGGUGGAGAUACUUUAAGAGCUCCGUUAUCAUGUGGCAUGAGAUUUCAUGAUGAUUUAGAUUCAUUUUCCUGGUCAAAUGGUCCUGCUAGUGGGAAUAAUGACUUUUCAAAGCGAAAAGUGGACAGGUUUGGCUGCAGUGAUCUAGAAUGGAUCCAUAAGAUUUCAGAAUGUCCCGUAUAUCAUCCCUCAAGAGAAGAGUUCGAGGAUCCUCUGGUUUAUUUGCAGAAGAUUGCUCCGGAAGCCUCAAGAUACGGUAUGUGCAAGAUAGUUUCUCCUUUGAGUGCUUCUGUCCCUGCUGGGGUUGUUUUAAUGAAGGAAAAAGCAGGGUUCAAAUUUACAACCAGGGUUCAACCACUGCGUCUUGCGGAGUGGGAUUCAGAUGAUAGAAUUACCUUCUACAUGAGUGGGAGAAAUUAUACCUUUCGUGAUUUCGAGAAAAUGGCAAACAAGGUUUUUGAGCGUAGAUAUCGUAGUUCUGGGUGCCUUCCUGCCAAAUACUUAGAGAAGGAAUUUUGGCAUGAAAUUGUUGGUGGGAAAACAGAAACUGUAGAAUAUGCUUGUGACGUUGAUGGUUCUGCAUUUUCGUCUUCUCCAAAUGAUGAGCUUGGGAAAAGUAAAUGGAAUUUGAAGAAACUAUCAAGGUUACCCAAGUCUGUCUUGCGUCUUUUAGAGAUGGAGAUUCCGGGAGUUACUGAGCCAAUGCUAUAUAUUGGAAUGUUGUUCAGUAUAUUUGCCUGGCAUGUGGAGGAUCAUUUCCUGUAUAGUAUUAAUUAUCAUCACUGUGGAGCACCAAAAACUUGGUAUUGUAUUCCUGGUGAUGCAGCUUUGAGAUUCGAGAAGGUUGUCAGAGAAAAUGUGUAUAGACAUGAUAUUCUGUCAGCAAAGGGCGAGGAUGGAGGUUUUGAUGUUCUUUUGGGAAAAACAACAUUAUUUCCUCCAAAUAUUCUUCUGGAACACGAUGUCCCCGUAUACAAGGCUGCGCAAAAUCCCGGGGAGUUCAUAAUUACCUUCCCAAGAGCUUACCAUGCCGGUUUUAGUCAUGGCUUCAAUUGUGGUGAAGCUGUGAACCUUGCCAUAAGAAAUUGGUUUCCGUUGGGUGCUGUGGCUAGCCAGCGUUAUGCACUUCUCAAUAGAGUUCCUUUGCUCCCUUACGAAGAACUUUUGUGCAAAGAAGCAAUGCUUCUCUAUACAAGUUCAGAACUUGAAGACUCAGAUUAUCCAUCCAAGGACUCAGUCUCUCACAAUUCCCUCAAGAUGUCUUUUGUUAGUGUGAUUCGCUUCCACCAUUGUGCUCGGUGGUUGCUCCUGAAAUCCAGGGCGUGUAAUGGGAUCUCAACAAGGUCCCAUGGCACCAUCCUCUGCAGUUUAUGCAAACGUGACUGCUACAUUGCAUACGUCAAUUGCAGCUGUUAUGGACAUUCUGUGUGCCUUCGCCAUGAUUUUGACUCUAUUAACUUUUCAUGUGGGAGAAAUCACACGCUGGUUUUGCGGGAGGACAUUUCAGAAAUGGAAACUGCAGCCAGGAAGUUCGAAAAAGGAGGAAUUUUAGAGGAAAUGCUGGAGCGAGCCAAAAGUAAUCAUGACUUGUAUUCGUAUCCAUUUUCAAAUUUAGUCCAGAAAGCUGAAGAAGAGGGUUACAGUGCUUACUGUGCGGUGGAAUUUCAGUUGAACCCUGAACCUCAGGAUGUUGAUGGAAGUUAUUCACAAGACAAAGAGAGUUUUCCAACCAAGCAGGCUUUGAAGAGUGAUGCCGCUGAAGUAUUUAGAACUGAAUUGUCUGAUUCUUCCCUUUCUCACGAGCCAUAUUUUCUUUCUUCAUACACAAAGUCUGAGACUUCAUGUAGUCCAAACCUUACCAAUAUACAGAAGCAUGCCUAUAACAAAUUUGGAAACCAUGGAUCCUCGAGUUUUUCUCAAUUGUUGUGUUCUACUUUUCCUUCCCUCCAAUCAGGGGAGCAUUGCUCAGGAUCAGAUUUUCGACCUCCUGUGGAACAAAAUAAUGAUGAUUCUGACACCGAGAUUUUUAGGGUCAAGCGUCGAUCAUUGAAGGUGGUAAAGAACAGCAUGAAUGAUAAUAAGAUAAAGCAGUCUACUCACCAGGGUCUCAAAAGACUGAAGAAACUGCAUCCACAUACCAGAUGUGGUCAACUAAUGUCAUCCGUUUGUUGUAAAGCUGACAAGUCAAUUUCCAAAGUGGUUCCUACUAGUAAAGAUACUAGAGAUAAUGGUGUCUUUGUAAACAGAUCUAACAGAGGAACCAUUCCCAUCUCUGUAAAGUUCAAGAAAUUCAGCAUUGAGGAAGCAAGCAGUAGACAACAGCUUGAGCGCCACAGGAAAGAUGUGUUCUGGCAUGAACAGGGAAAGACCUCACACUCACAGGAGCCUCUCCCUCCUGCUGAGUGUGGGCCUAAGCGCCUUAAAGUCAGAGGUCCAUCCUCAUACCUGGAGCCUCACUACAGGUCACAUUGACAGCAAUCAGGUUAGUAAUCGAUCCGCAUCGGAGUGUACUUUCCCGCCUUAUUUUGCUAAUGUAGUUAGUUCUCUCUAACGGGGUCCUAACAAUACUGAAAAAGGAAUAGAAUUAACUCUGGUGGAGUGGACUAUGACAAUUUACAUACAGGUCAAAUGUGUACAGCAGGCCUUGGUCUGAGGCGUUCGCGUAGAAUUAGCCUAUUCUCAAGGUUCUCAAGCCAAGGCGUUUUUCGGCCUUCGGCAGGAAGAACCUUAAGAAAGGGUGGUGACAUUAGGAUCUUGUGGAUAAUUGAUGAAUGUAGGUAGAUGUAAUCAUGUAAAUAUUCUGGCCAAUUUUUAUGGUGAUAAACAGGUAAUACUGCUGCCUUUCAUUUGAA